Molecule: messenger RNA, 2950 nt
Organism: Ipomoea nil (Japanese morning glory)
Lineage: Eukaryota; Viridiplantae; Streptophyta; Magnoliopsida; Solanales; Convolvulaceae
Product: histone-lysine N-methyltransferase, H3 lysine-9 specific SUVH5-like
Exons: 2
Coding region: 365-2713 (782 amino acids)
Cellular component (GO): nucleus
Molecular function (GO): protein binding; histone methyltransferase activity; zinc ion binding
Source: RefSeq, a predicted model, not a curated record
UAGUGCAGUUCACCUUAAUUUUUAGAUGCCAUUAUGUUCCCGCCUUCCCGGGAAAACCCUUUCGCUAUGAUUUGGGAAAUUCUUGUAAGCAUGACGUCUUACUUUCUUUCUUCUUUUUGUUGUUUUUCAUUUUUUGAAGAUCGAAGCACGGUUUCGUAUCUUCGGAAUUUGCAUUCCGAUCUAGAAAUCACUUGGGAGCUUGUGAGUCAGUGGCAUUUUCGGAUUUCACGACGUGGUUUGAAGCGGUUGGGCUUCCUCACUUGACCGGUAUCGGAACCUGACUACACGGCGGCAUUGGUAGCUGCCGGCGGCGGAUUUGGAGAUCUAAUUGAGGUCACGGAGGUUUUCACUUUGUCCAUCACUUAUGCUGAUUUGGUCGAAUGAGAGAAGUCCCACUUCUGGGAUGCAUCGGAAGAGAUUGUUUGGUUAUAAUAAUGAUCAGUUUCAUGGAUCCCCAUCUAACUUCAAAAAACAAAAGAUUGAUGUUACCACUAAAUAUCCUGAAUAUUUUGAUGCCCGGCAUGCAAGUGCUGAGAUUGUUGUGAUAGCCCUGCCUGCAAGACAUCUUACACCCAGUUCUGGUAACCAACAUAUAUCAUGCAAAGAGCUUGAUGCUUCUAAGCCAAGAACAGGCAGCAAGGAAGUAGAUUCGCCAGCCACUCUGAUGGGGACAAAUUUAUAUAAUGUGGCAUCAAGUGAAGAUUGUUCCGAAGGAUGUUUGUCCGGAGACCAGAAGCCAUCUCAAGCUCUGCCUCUAGCUAUGGAAUUUCCACCUUUUCUUUCUCAACAAUCUUUACCACAACAAAGUGCUUCAUCCAUGCAACAUCUUUUAGCAGGUUAUGGUGAAGCAUGCGAACUGGUUCAAGUGAGAAGAAAUUAUGAUUGCGAUAUAGUGGAAGUGGAAGAUGAUGAAAUUUGUAAUUUGCCUCCACAUGAAUCGCAUUCAUUUCAAUCAAAUCAUGAAUCCUUGUUAAGUAAUGAUAGGAUUAAUGAGCAGCAGGGCAAGCAAAUUGUGGAUGGCGAGCGCCAAAGACUUUGUUCUCGGUACAAAAAAACGAAGAAACUCAUAGACAAGAACAAGCAGCAUGUAGACUCUGGAGAUUCAGAACAGAAUCUAGUGAUCAGUCCCACUUUUUGUAAUGAUUCUGCCUCAGAGUAUUAUAAUAACAUUGCUCCCACAAAUGAGUGUUCCCUAGUUGACUCUCGCAAGCAAGUCUUGAAUGUUUUAGAACAUUUCAAACAAGUAUACAACAAGCUUUUGGAAGAAACCAAAGGUGGUUCGGUUAGAAAUGCAAAAGGAGGUGUGCCGAUGAAAGCUGCAUCUUUCCUAAGGAAACAACAAAAAUGGUUGCAAGACAAGCCGACCUUUGGCGUUAUUCCUGGGGUUAAGAUUGGUGACACCUAUCAAUUUAGGGUGGAACUUGCAAUUGUGGGACUCCAUCUCCAAUAUAUUGCCGGCAUAGAUUAUACAGAUUUGAAUGGAAAAUUCCAUGCAACUAGUGUUGUGGAUUCUGGUCAUUAUAAAAAUGAGGUUAAAUCACUUGACACACUCAUAUAUGUUGGUUCUGGUGCAAAUCCUAAAUUUUCAAGUUCAGAUGAUCAAAAGCUCGAGAAGGGUAAUCUUGCCUUGAAGAACUCCAUGGAUGCAAAGCUUCCUAUAAGAGUUAUCUGUCUUCAAAAAACUCUAGGUAUGAGUAGCCAGGGAUACACUUAUGCAGGGCUGUACAUUGUGAGCAACUAUAAGCAAGAAAGAGACCAAAGGGGCAAAUUGGUGUUCAAGUUUGAAUUGCGUAGACUCUCUGGGCAGCCAAAUCUUACUCUCCCAAUUGCGUGGGAUUGGGAGCCAAUACAAUUGACUGAAAGAGAAGGUGGCGUUAACAAUCGAGUGGUGGUAGAUGAUGUAUCACAAGGGAAGGAGAAGUUUCCCAUUCCUGCAGUGAAUGAUAUUGAUGAUGAAAAACCACCACCUUUUACUUACAUAACCAAAAUGAUAUAUCCUCGUUGGUUUCAUUGUACUUUGCCAAAGGGUUGCAACUGCAAAAAUGGAUGUUCGGAUUCAAAGCCAUGUCCAUGUACACAUAGGAAUGGAUGUGAGAUUCCAUUCAACAAUAAAGGCUCUAUACUUAAAGCAAAGCCAGUUAUCUACGAGUGUGGUCCUUCUUGCAAAUGUCCCCCUUCUUGCAAUAAUAGAGUUAGCCAAAAUGGUCCAAUAUAUCAAUUGGAAGUUUUCAAAACCAAGUCUAGAGGAUGGGGUGUCCGGUCACGAGAUUAUAUCUCUUCGGGAAGUUUUAUAUGUGAAUAUCUUGGAGAGCUGCUUGAUGAGAAAGAAGCUGAAAAAAGAAUUGAGUGUGAUGAAUAUCUCUUCGACAUUGGUAACUAUGAUGAAGGAGAGGGUAGUGAUAUGACUGAUAUUGUUGAUAUUUGUAGGAAGGAUAGUGAUGGGUUCACGGUUGACGCAGCCCAAUUGGGAAAUGUGGGGAGAUUCUUCAAUCAUAGUUGUUCACCCAACCUUUAUGCGCAAAAUGUUUUGUUUGAUCAUGAUGACAAGAGAGCCCCUCAUUUAAUGUUGUUUGCUCAAGAGGAUAUACCACCUUUGCAAGAGCUAACUUACGACUAUAAUUAUAAGAUGGAUCAAGUUCGUGAUGCAAAUGGAAACCUCAAGAAGAAGAACUGCUACUGUGGUUUUCCCGAAUGCACUGGAAGAAUGUACUAAGGAAGCUGUCUGAGUUUUGAUCCAUCGUACUGUGUCAAUCCACCAUGCAUUGUAAGUGGACUGAGUUUUCUUUCAGGUAUACUUGUGCACUUAUCUAUAGAGAGAACAAGUACCUUGACAGACUAAGAAGGGUUGUUUUGGGUUCUGUUUUUCUAAAAAUGUUUUUGCAAUAUUGAUGACAAAUUUUGAGAUGUAUGUUGACAUUAGAUGACAACCCUUAUACAAUACAGAUCUUGC